This is a messenger RNA of Mandrillus leucophaeus (drill), 3106 nucleotides long. RefSeq names its product opiate receptor-like 1 (gene OPRL1). Gene Ontology annotation, molecular function: neuropeptide binding; nociceptin receptor activity. Gene Ontology annotation, biological process: sensory perception of pain; neuropeptide signaling pathway. Gene Ontology annotation, cellular component: neuron projection; membrane. The coding region runs from base 128 to 1240 and encodes 370 amino acids. The record is from RefSeq and is a predicted model, not a curated record. The transcript has 4 exons. NCBI's taxonomy places the organism in Eukaryota, Metazoa, Chordata, Mammalia, Primates, Cercopithecidae.
CCUCUUCUACCCUGCUCUGCACCUGUGCCAGACUGCCGGCUGGCUGAGGGUGGGGGUCUCCACGGUGGUCCCAGCUCCCAAGGAGGUUGCAGAGGUGCUGCACUGAGUGGAUUUGCAGGGCAGUGGCAUGGAGCCUCUCUUCCCCGCCCCAUUCUGGGAGGUUAUCUACGGCAGCCACCUUCAGGGCAACCUGUCCCUCCUCAGUCCCAACCACAGUCUGCUGCCUCCGCAUCUGCUGCUCAAUGCCAGUCACAGCGCCUUCCUGCCCCUCGGGCUCAAGGUCACCAUCGUGGGGCUCUACCUGGCCGUGUGUGUCGGGGGGCUCCUGGGGAACUGCCUCGUCAUGUACGUCAUCCUCAGGCACACCAAAAUGAAGACAGCCACCAAUAUUUACAUCUUUAACCUGGCCCUGGCAGACACUCUGGUCCUGCUGACACUGCCCUUCCAGGGCACAGACAUCCUCCUGGGCUUCUGGCCGUUUGGGAAUGCCCUGUGCAAGACAGUCAUUGCCAUUGACUACUACAACAUGUUCACCAGCACCUUCACCCUGACUGCCAUGAGUGUGGAUCGCUACGUAGCCAUCUGCCACCCCAUCCGCGCCCUCGACGUCCGCACAUCCAGCAAAGCCCAGGCUGUCAAUGUGGCCAUCUGGGCCCUGGCCUCUGUUGUUGGCGUUCCUGUUGCCAUCAUGGGCUCGGCACAGGUCGAGGAUGAAGAGAUCGAGUGCCUGGUGGAGAUCCCUGCCCCACAGGACUACUGGGGCCCUGUGUUUGCCGUCUGCAUCUUCCUCUUCUCCUUCAUCGUCCCCGUGCUCAUCAUCUCCGUCUGCUACAGCCUCAUGAUCCGGAGGCUCCGCGGAGUCCGCCUGCUCUCAGGCUCCCGGGAGAAGGACCGGAACCUGCGACGCAUCACUCGGCUGGUGCUGGUGGUGGUGGCUGUGUUCGUGGGCUGCUGGACGCCUGUCCAGGUCUUUGUGCUGGUCCAAGGGCUGGGAGUGCAGCCAGGCAGCGAGACUGCCGUGGCCAUUCUGCGCUUCUGCACGGCCCUGGGCUACGUCAACAGCUGCCUCAACCCCAUCCUCUAUGCCUUCCUGGAUGAGAACUUCAAGGCCUGCUUCCGCAAGUUCUGCUGUGCCUCUGCCCUGCGCCGGGAGGUGCAGGUGUCUGACCGUGUGCGCAGCAUUGCCAAAGAUGUGGCCCUGGCCUGCAAGACCUCUGAGACGGUACCGCGGCCCGCGUGACUAGGCGUGGACCUGCCUAUGGUGCCCGUCAGCCCACAGAGCCCAUCUACACCCAACACGGAGCUCACACAAGUCACUGCUCUCUAGGCUGACACACCCUGAGCCCUGAGCAUCCAGAGCCUUGGAUGGGCUUUUCCCUGUGGGCCAGGGACACUUGGUCCCAGAGGAGGACCUAGUGAUAUCAUGGGACAGGUCAGAGCAUUAGGGCUACCUCCAUGGCCCCAGACAGACUAAAGCUGCCCGUCUGGUGCAGGGCUGAGGUGACACAAAGACCUACCUGGAAGCAGCUGCCGUGCUGCUGGACGGCCACGACUGGAGCCCGUGCCCCUCCCUGCCCGUGCUUCACGUGACUCUUGGCCUCUCUGCUGCUGUGUUGGCAGAACCCUGGGUGGGCGCACCCGGAGGAGGAGCAGCGGCUAUGUUGUCCUGUGCACCCUACGUGCUGUGUGCUGUUUGCAUGGCAGGGCUCCAGCUGCCUUCAGCCCUGGGAUGUCUCCUCAGGGCAGCUGGACAGGCUUGGCGCUGCCCGGGAAGUCCAACAGGCAGCAUUUCUUUGGGGUGGGACUUGCCCUGAGCUUGGAGCCGCCACCAGGAGGACUUGCCCGUUCUGACUCCACCUGUGCAGCCAGGGCCACCCCAGGAGAGUGUCCAGAUGGGCUGGCUGUCCCUGGCUGCAGACCCCGAGCUGGUCCUGGGCCAGCCGCACCUCUGAAGGUUUCCUGUGUGCUGCACUGUGCAGGCGUCAUCCCUGACUGAGCUUGGCUCUGGGUCCAACCCCCCUUUCCCUUCAGGAAACCCACGGGAGGCCCUGGCCCAUUCCCUCCAGCAGUGCAAUGAACUGUCAUGCUGUGGACCGUCAACCGAGCUCUGCUUCUCGGUGUGUGGCAGGUGUCUCAAGAGGAAGACGCCGCGUGACCACAUGGGCAGCCUGUUGUUCACAAAGUAGAGGCCUCGUUUUCCUGGUCUCGACUGCUGUUUGUAGCAGGGUGGGAGAGGAUUCUCUGGGGGUCUCCACAUCCUCCCGGGGGGUCUCCACAUCCUCCCAGGGCUCCCCUCACAGCCUCUCCUUUGCUUGAAGCCGGAGGUCAGUGGCCGUGCAGUGUUUUGGGGGAGCUGUGUUGCGGGGGAAGCUGUGCGGAAGGAGAAGCCGGUGGCCACAGCGGAGUCCUGCUCUGGUGACGCCUGCUUCAUUUACAAGCCCCAAGAUGGCUCUGCGUAGGGCCUGAACUUGCCGCCCAGCGAGAGGAUGGCUUCACAGCAGAGCCAGCAUGGGGGUGGGGCUUUCCAGGGCUUGCUUGAGCCAAACUGCAAGCGCUGUAGCGGCUGUGAGAACACUGUGGGGGUAGGAGGGGGUCUCUGUACCUCAGGGGAUGCCCUGCUGUGGUCAACAAGAGAAUCACCCUUCCUGGUCUACAGAUGGCAGCUGCAGGUUGGUGACUUUGCAAAUGCACUUCCUACAGACGAACUAUUAAAAGACCUGCAACAUUGUAAAAACUCAUUUUUUCCAUCAAGACCUUGGCCAGGUAACCUUAGGCUCCUGCCAAGAACAGGAAGUGAUGGCCGUCUCACCACAGAGCCUGGGCUGCUCCUCCAGCUCUGGGGAGUCUAGGCCGUGGGGACUGUCCCUGGGGAGGCCCGUGCUGUCUCCGUGACAUCUGUGGCAGGAGUCUCUGAGAACAGGAGCUGCCUAGCUACAGUGUUUUCUUGCCAAGGCUAAGUGUUUUGUGACUCUGUGCUGACGUAAUGUGCAUCUUCACGUAUUUAUGCAUGUGGCAAUCGUUACUUCCUGUGCACGCAGCCAGCCCUGGGUCUGUCUCUGGGGUAAUGAAAAAGGACCCUAAUAAACACCUGCUCACUGGCUGGGUA